Messenger RNA from Symbiodinium sp. CCMP2456, 385 nucleotides. The record is from the annotation of a GenBank genome assembly. Lineage: Eukaryota; Dinophyceae; Suessiales; Symbiodiniaceae.
GAGCUGCCUUGGGAGUCCCUGCAGCUGAAUGACCUUUGCCCGGCUCCAGAGGCGGAAGUGGGCUUUGGCAACAGUUCCGGCGAGGUGGUGCUGCUCAUCCUGUCGGUGGAUGUGGAGCAGAUGAUGCAGCUGGGAUGUCUGUCGGAGGAGCAGCCCGUACCUGAGAAGCUGGAGAUAUUGCUAGAUGGGAUCCUCCAGGAUGUGCAAGAAUCACGGCCGCGACUCUUGUUCGAAGAUCCGAUUUUUGUCCAGGAGUCGCCGAAGCUUGUCAAGCGAGCUGCCAAGAGCCGGCCGGCACCUGCUCCGAAGGAGCCAAGGUGCGCACAGAAGGGCAAAGACAAAGGAAUGCCAUCCACCCGCAAGCCACUCUCUGAAGCCAAUGUUG